CCGAGUGUUCGAUUCGGUCCCAUCUUUGUCCCUGUUCCCCCUCACUUUUCCCCUUCCCCUCGUCUCCCCUCGACACGGACAAUCUGUUCUCAUCUCCGGGAAUACUGCUGAACAACAGCUGUAACCCCCAAUUGAGAAUAUUUGCUUAACUUUUUUCAGACUUGCGAGGAGAGAUACCGACGCGAAAGGCGCGACCAUUCGCCCCGCAGAAAGUAUCAGAAAGCCUCUUUUGACUCCGACCGUUUUCCCAGUAUCCCGAGCUUUGUUGCGGAUAUCCGUUACCUUGAGCCUCCCCUAAGGCACUCAUACCAUCUCACCCGUCGCCUCCACCCCGCGACCCACCCCCGACCUUGCACCUAGAGACCCUAGCAUCGCACGUUGUCAGGCACCAUGUCACAAGCGCAGAUCGACAUACAGGAGCGCAUCGCAGCAGCGAGGCGAGAGGCAGAGACGUUAAAGGAGAAGAUCAGGUUGAAAAAGGAGCAGACAGGCGAUACCAGUUUACGCGCGAUGGCAUCCGACGUUGAGCCCCUGCCACGUGUAUCAAUGCGCCAAAGACGCUCUCUCAAGGGUCAUUUGGCAAAGAUCUACGCGAUGCACUGGGCACAGGAUAAACGGCACCUCGUUUCUGCCUCCCAGGACGGUAAGCUGAUCGUCUGGGACGCGUACACAACCAACAAGGUCCACGCCAUCCCCCUCCGAUCAAGCUGGGUCAUGACCUGCGCGUACUCCCCGAGCGGCAACUUCGUCGCCUGUGGUGGUCUUGAUAACAUUUGUUCGAUAUAUAACUUAAGGCAAAGGCCCGAUACAAACGGGAAAUCCAACGUCAAGGAACUCUCGGCACACACGGGUUACCUAUCCUGCUGUCGCUUUAUCGACGACCGCAAGAUCGUCACCAGCUCCGGUGACAUGACCUGCAUGUUGUGGGAUAUCGAGGCUGGAACAAGGAUUCAAGAGUUCAGCGAUCACACCGGGGACGUCAUGAGCUUGUCUCUAGGCCCCCAUCCCGGUAUCUUCGUUUCCGGCGCUUGCGACGCCUCCGCCAAGGUUUGGGAUAUGCGGACAGGCAAGGCCGUGCAGACGUUCACUGGUCACGAGUCGGACAUCAACGCCGUCCAGUUCUUCCCCAACGGCGACGCAUUCGCCACCGGCUCUGAUGACGCGUCGUGCCGUCUGUUCGACAUGCGUGCCGAUCGCGAGUUGAUCGCCUACACGCACGACAACAUUCUAUGUGGUAUUACCUCCGUUGCGUUCUCUUACUCUGGUCGGCUGCUGUUUGGUGGCUACGACGACUGGCAGUGUAACGUCUGGGAUACGCUCAAGGGCGAGCGUAUCGGUGUCCUCUCCGGUCAUGAAAACCGUGUCAGCUGCCUCGGUGUGAGCAGCGAUGGUAUGGCCCUUUGCACUGGGUCUUGGGAUAGCACCCUCAAGGUCUGGGCAUGAUCGACCUUAUUUCUCCCCAUCUCGCCGUCAAAUACCCUGCGAGAUACCUGGGUUACCCCUUCGUUCAUGCGCCCCUUCAACAUUGGAGGACAAGCCAUUCGUCAUCUAUAUCCCACUCUUUGCUUUCAUCCGGUCCGUCGCGCUGUCCGUAUCCAUCAAGUCGUUUUCAUUCCACCUUGCUUUUCUUCUCCUGUCGAUCUGACCCCCCCAGCAAAAGGGCGAGCUCCCUCCCCCUCUAUCAGGAAGGACAUACAUGGGUACAAGUGGACGAGAAUGUCGAAGCAACCGUAGCAUAUCCACUCCUUUUUCUCCCUCUCACAGCUUGGUUUUCCUUCCCAUUCCUUGUACCUAUCUGUUUUAUCCUGCUAUUCCGUCUGUCCCUCGUUGACACGCAUGCUUCCCUCUCUUGAGCCUGCCCCCUUCUCUCCUUUCCCGUAUCUACGAUCC
Molecule: messenger RNA, 1890 nt
Organism: Dacryopinax primogenitus
Lineage: Eukaryota; Fungi; Basidiomycota; Dacrymycetes; Dacrymycetales; Dacrymycetaceae
Product: guanine nucleotide binding protein beta subunit 2
Exons: 5
Coding region: 391-1443 (350 amino acids)
Biological process (GO): G protein-coupled receptor signaling pathway
Cellular component (GO): heterotrimeric G-protein complex; cytoplasm
Molecular function (GO): protein binding; signaling receptor complex adaptor activity
Source: RefSeq, a predicted model, not a curated record